Messenger RNA from Dama dama (fallow deer), 558 nucleotides. Its product is annotated as polyunsaturated fatty acid lipoxygenase ALOX15B-like. NCBI's taxonomy places the organism in Eukaryota, Metazoa, Chordata, Mammalia, Artiodactyla, Cervidae. The coding region runs from base 1 to 558 and encodes 185 amino acids. The transcript has 4 exons. The record is from RefSeq and is a predicted model, not a curated record. Gene Ontology annotation, molecular function: protein binding; metal ion binding; oxidoreductase activity, acting on single donors with incorporation of molecular oxygen, incorporation of two atoms of oxygen.
AUGAGCAAGUACACUGUGCGUGUGGCCACCAGCUCCCUCCUGGGCUCAGGGACCUGGGACAGAGUGUCGGUCAGCCUGGAUGGGACCCCAGACGAGAGCUCCCGCUUGAGGCUGGACGGCUUCGGGAAGGACUUCCGUCAAGACGCAAUGAGGGACUUCGAGGUGACUCCGCCCCAGGACGUGGGCCCGGUGCUGCUGGUGAGCGUGCACAAGGCGCCCCCAGCACUGCCAGGGCCCCUCCUGCCCUCGGCCCGGGACGCCUGGUUCUGCCGCUGGCUCCAGCUCAUGCUGCCCGGGGGCGCGCCCCUCCGCUUUCACUGCUACCAGUGGCUGGAGGGCGAGGGCAGCCAGGUGCUGCGGGAGAGACAGUUCCUGAAUGGCCUCAACCCGGUCCUGAUCCGACACUGUCACCACCUCUCCAAGAACUUCCCUGUCACUGAUGCCAUGGUGGCUCCCGUGCUGGGCCCCAGGACCAGUCUUCAGGCUGAGCUAGAGCUCUCCCAAAUAUCUGGCCCAGACAGCCCCAUCUUUGAGCCCAGCAACUCGCCUGAGAACUAA